AUGAUAAACUCAAUAAUUUUGUUCAUGAAUUUGUUGGUAUUUACAACUUUUAGUCGGGCUGAUUGGCCCGAAACUUCAACUUGGGCAAAAACAGAACGUUAUGGCCAUGAACACAAAACAGUCCUACAAUUCUACUUCCAUGAAAUUUCUAUUGGGGAAUCCUCCACCAUUGCAUUGAUCGCCCAAGCCCAACCCAUUGACCCAAACGAUGUAUUCCCUUUCGGCAACUUGUACAUGGCUGACGAGUUUUUAACUGUCGGCCCGGAAGCAAACUCAACGCUCAUCGGCCGGGCCCAAGGUUUCUCCGGGUCAGCUUCUCAAGAAGGUGUGAACUCUUUUAUGGGCCUGUGUUAUAGCUUUGCUAACGGGGUCUAUAAUGGGAGCUCGUUUAACAUUUUGGGCCGAAACUCGAUCUUGAAUCCGAUUAGGGAGUUACCGGUUGUUGGUGGUACGGGUAUUUUUAGAAUGGCCCGUGGAUAUGCAAUGGCCCAAACGUACGAUUUUAAUGUGACUUCUGGGGUUGUUAUUGUUGGCUAUAAUGUUACACUUAUUCACCCUUAAAAAGGAUUUAUUCGGGUUAUUAUCGUUGGCUAUAAUGUACUACUUCGUACAUACUACAAAGGCUUGUUCUUUUCAGCUGGUCUGAUCUGAUGUGUCUAUUUUCUGACCUGGUAUAAUAUGAUCUGAUUGCUUUCUGUGAAUGAUUUUUGCACCCAAGAAAAUGGCAUUGUGGAGUGUACUAGUGUAUAGAUAGUAAAAACAAUGAUUUUGUUGACAUUUAGCUUUUCUUUGGAAGGAUCAACUUGAUCAAUUAUUAUUAAAAAAAAAGAGCAGUAUAAUCCAAGAAGCACGUUAUGUAGUUGGCUGUUGGCCUUGUAGUCUUGUACCAUGAGGUCGUCCCUCAUCCUUUCGCCAGCCCCGACCCUGAGGGGUGAAACGAGGGGCGGCCGCCCUGGGCCCCCUGUUGGGGAGGGCCCCAAAAUUACCAGUUUGUGUUAAUAUAAUAACAAUAAAAAUUGCAAUAGUAAUUAAAAGUAGCAGUGGCUCAGUUGGUUAAGUGGGUGAAGAUUGUAGCGUGGAUGAAGUAGGGGGAAUCCAGGUUCGAAUCUUGCCGAUUGAAAUUUUAACCUAUUUUUAACAUGUUUUUCAAUUAAUUUACAUGCCUUAUUUCUAUAAUUCUAUGUUUUAUUGAAUUUUUGUAACAGUAUUUUAUAUUCCGGAUACAAACAACCUAGAAAAAAUAAUU
This is a messenger RNA of Spinacia oleracea (spinach), 1246 nucleotides long. RefSeq names its product dirigent protein 23-like. Lineage: Eukaryota; Viridiplantae; Streptophyta; Magnoliopsida; Caryophyllales; Amaranthaceae. The transcript is spliced from 2 exons. Bases 1 to 561 code for a protein of 186 amino acids. The record is from RefSeq and is a predicted model, not a curated record.